AUGGGCAGCAAGAAAGUAAUUACAGUGUUUGGAGCAACGGGAGCCCAGGGCGGCUCUGUGGCCAAGGCCAUCUUGGAGAGCAAAAAUUUUGCUGUGAGAGCAGUGACCAGGGACGUGACUCGACCAAAGGCCGUGGCGCUCCGUGACCUUGGAGCGGAGGUGGUGAAAGGUGACCUGAAUGAUGAAGCUUCAGUGGAGGCUGCCUUAAAAGGGGCCUAUGGGGCCUUCCUGGUGACCAACUUCUGGGAACACUUCAGUAUAGAGAAGGAAGUGUGUCAGGGAAAGAUGGUGGCCGACCUCGCCAAGCGCCUGGGCUUGCAGCACGUGGUGUUCAGCGGCCUGGAGAACGUUAGGAAGCUGACUGGUGGCAAGCUGCAAGUGCCACACUUUGAUGGGAAGGGGGAGGUGGAGGAGUAUUUCUGGUCCAUCGGUGUUCCCAUGACCAGCGUCCGUGUGGCAGCUUAUUUCGAAAACUUUCUCACAUCAUGGAAGCCGACGAAAGCCUCUGAUGGAGAUUACUACACUUUGGCACUGCCGAUGGGGGACAUACCCAUGGAUGGCAUCUCUGUGGCUGAUGUUGGAGCAAUUGUCACUAGCAUUUUCAAUUCCCCAAAGGAGUUUUUUGGCAAGGCUGUGGGGCUCAGCGCGGAAGCUCUCACCGUACAGCAGUACGCUGACGUUUUGUCCAAGAUCUUGGGGAAAGACAUCCGAGAUGCAAAGAUCACCCCGGAAGCUUAUGAGAAACUGGGAUCCCCUGUGGCGAAGGAAAUUGCUGACAUGUGUCGUUUCUAUCACAUGAAACCAGACCGCAAUAUCAAACUCACCCACCGGCUAAACCCCAACGUCAAAAGCUUCAGCCAGUUCAUCUUGGAGAACCGGGGAGCCUUCCAGGGCUUAUAA
Molecule: messenger RNA, 900 nt
Organism: Elephantulus edwardii (Cape elephant shrew)
Lineage: Eukaryota; Metazoa; Chordata; Mammalia; Macroscelidea; Macroscelididae
Product: nmrA-like family domain-containing protein 1-like
Exons: 5
Coding region: 1-900 (299 amino acids)
Source: RefSeq, a predicted model, not a curated record